AUGUCCGACACCGUCACAAUUACAGUCGAAUUCUCGGGCGGCUUGGAGAUGCUGUUCGAUCAUGUCACCAAGCACGAGCUGACACUUUCAAAACACGCCGCCGACACCGACGGGAAAGCGCCCACGGUCGGCUACCUGGUCAAGUACAUCUGUGACCAGCUGAUGAAGGAUUCUCGGAAGGAACUCUUCGUCCUGGAUGGAGCAGUCCGACCUGGUAUUCUUGUUCUUAUCAACGACUCUGACUGGGAGCUUGAAGGCGAGCAUGAAUAUGAACUCCAAAAUCGUGACAACAUCCUAUUCGUCUCGACUCUGCACGGUGGCUGA
Capronia epimyces CBS 606.96 is the source of this 324-nucleotide messenger RNA. RefSeq names its product ubiquitin-like modifier 1. NCBI's taxonomy places the organism in Eukaryota, Fungi, Ascomycota, Eurotiomycetes, Chaetothyriales, Herpotrichiellaceae. Gene Ontology annotation, cellular component: cytoplasm; nucleus. The transcript is spliced from 3 exons. Gene Ontology annotation, molecular function: protein tag activity. The record is from RefSeq and is a predicted model, not a curated record. Gene Ontology annotation, biological process: tRNA thio-modification; protein urmylation. The coding region runs from base 1 to 324 and encodes 107 amino acids.